UCUUCCUCCUGGCCCUCUCUCACAACAACCAAGACAAACGCCCACAACAUGCUGCAAAAUUUCCAAGUCCGCCAUCUAUUGCUUGGCCUCAGCUUUGCAAAUUGCAAUGCCCCAGCUUCCGGGACACCAUGAAUGUCUGGUCAUUUUUUAAUGCCUAAAUCUUGGCUGGUUCUACUAACCAUCUCCAAUAGUGAAACUUCUUCGGCAGACCGAGAGAAUCAGAACGGAUGACAAGUUUGGCACCUUUUCUUUUUCCUCCACCAAUGAAGACCGAUACCUCGAAAAUGGAGGAAUAGUCCUUGUCAGGAAGCAGAGUUCCUUCGCUUGUGAUGUCUCGGUUAGGAGUGAAGCUCGUUAGCUGCAAUGGAGUCCAGAUGAUUGGGAGAAUUCCUGUCACAGCUGUUGAUUUUGUGAUGGUAACAGGCAGGAGGAGUGGAAUUCUGCACAAUGGUGUUGCUUGCCUGGAGAGGAGGAACAAAGGGGUAGCACAGAAAUGGGUUUCAUUACGCGAUAUUGGUGGUUCACAGAAGUGGAGAAUCAAGGCAGGAGGGGAGAGUUUGUGGUUUCAGAUGAGGAUCUGAGGGUCGAGAGUGAAGACUGUGAAGCUCCUCUGGUGAUUGAGAAUGGGUGGAGAGUGAGGAGUUUAGUGCAGAGGGAGGAAGAGAUGAGGAGCGUGGCUGAUGUUCAGGCUGAGGCUUUCUAUUCUCCAAUGGCGUUCUUCAAUGGGUUCUUCUUUGAGAUUUUCAAGGCUGAAGUGCUCGCGGGCCUCCUCUACAGGAUAAGGAAUUCGGCACCAAACAGGUAUGCAUGUUUGGUUGCUGAAACGGACAACAAACCUGAAUCUCAAGCAGUAACAUAUCCCAGGAUCAUCGGCGUGGUGGAUGUUACGGUUUUGCGGGAUGAUUCUGUACUUCAGUUCCUUGACGACGCAGAUGAGUAUCUCUAUGUUUCAGGCAUAGCAGUGCUCACAGCGUUCAGACGAAGAAAAGUCGCGACAGUGCUGCUCAAAGCCUGUGACUUGGUUGCCAUGCUGUGGAAGUUCGACUACCUGGUACUCCGGGCAUACGAGGACGAUGUGGGUGCACGAAAACUAUACUCCACAGCAGGUUACAGGGUAGUGGCGAAGGACCCUCUAUGGAUGACUUCUUGGAUCGGCCGAAGGCGGCGAGUUUUGAUGAUCAAGAAAACGCCUCCAGAUCAAGAACUUAAUCCAUGACACGCAUCAUGCAUUUCAUGACAUCCUUCAAAUAGAAUUCAGAACAAGUUGGAUGCUCAGCAUUCCAACCAUUUCAGGUGGAAAUUUCAGAUAAUGUUUAGUUCAAGAAUCCCUUGGACUAUAUUAUUUCAUCACAUUGAACGCCAAGUUCUCAUCUCCAAACCUUAUCGCCAGCUUUUCCAAAUUAUCCGAAUAACAGGAGAAAGAUACCAACAUGUGCUUCAUGAUAAACCGAUCUCCAAAAAACAAAAAAGUCUGCCACAGUUUAUGAACCCUAAUCAUAUUCUGCACUUAGUCUUACAUGUACAGUGAACGUUCAAUUGCAUAAACAUUACAUUAAUGUUGUUGUACUCGGCGUUUCUUAAAGAAACAAGUUUGGAGCAUCUUAAUUCAUAAUGCUUCGAUUACUUAAUCAAAUGUAAAUUUUAGAUGAGCACCAUACCACUCAGAACGCCAGCCAAACCGUCCCUCACUACACCAUCACUUUAACAUAUUCGGUACCAAAAUUGCAACUGUCUAAAUUGAUGACAUCUCUGAUCAUUUUAUUCAAUAAGUUUCAGCUAGGAGCCCACAAGAUUUAGAAGACCAACAGGAAUGCUCCGUCUCUUCAAUCUGUUCGAACAUCAUAUGCCAAAAAGUGCUUCUGAUGGCAUCGAUCAUUUUCAUCUCAGAACAGAAAAGAGGGGAAUUGGAAAUGCGAUCACAUUGGACGAUGAUGCUGUUCUUACAAUCUUCAGUGUUUUCCCGUCCAAUUACAUUGUAAUGCAAGAUGAAUUAUCAAAGGGAGCAACAUCUCAGAGUUCUAAAUGGUUGCAUUGCAUGAGCAAGCAUGGUAAACUAAAGGGUGUGAUCCAUUUGAAACAAAAAAAAAAAAAAGAGG
Molecule: messenger RNA, 2096 nt
Organism: Nymphaea colorata (pocket water lily)
Lineage: Eukaryota; Viridiplantae; Streptophyta; Magnoliopsida; Nymphaeales; Nymphaeaceae
Exons: 4
Coding region: 494-1216 (240 amino acids)
Biological process (GO): mitotic sister chromatid cohesion
Cellular component (GO): cytoplasm; NatA complex
Molecular function (GO): N-acetyltransferase activity
Source: RefSeq, a predicted model, not a curated record